Populus euphratica (Euphrates poplar) is the source of this 3194-nucleotide messenger RNA. Its product is annotated as AT-rich interactive domain-containing protein 2-like. The record is from RefSeq and is a predicted model, not a curated record. Bases 628 to 2574 code for a protein of 648 amino acids. Gene Ontology annotation, molecular function: DNA binding. Lineage: Eukaryota; Viridiplantae; Streptophyta; Magnoliopsida; Malpighiales; Salicaceae. The transcript has 2 exons.
AGAUGACGGCAGAGAAAAAGAAUUCUUUUUAUUGGAUUUUGCUCUUAAUUGUUUUUCCAAGUUCGGAUUUUUUCAGUUAAUUAUCAUUCCUUUUCUUGAUUCUAAUCUUAAUUAUCAUCUACCCCCAAAUCCUAGAUUCUUCAAUUAGAUCCCAAAGUCCAAAACUUUUCAAUUGUAUUAGUGUGUGCUGGCACCCACUAAUCCUUUUCUUUUUCUUCUAUUUUUCAAACUCGCCAAGCCUCGAGAUCUUCCUUUCCCUCAUGUCCCCCCUCUCGAACUUUUUUUGGGCUGAAUAUAUAUGGCUUCAGAAGGGAAAUCAACUCAAAACCAAGAAAUGAGGUAAUAUCUUGAAAAACAAAGUAGAGUUAAGGUUGCCUGACACCUGCUCUUGUGCUGUCAUAUAUGACCAUGUUCAAGAUUUAUGUCUACUUUUAGUUCUCGUAUCAGAUACGUCUCUUAAAUGCUUGAUUUGUUGUCUUGACUAACAUGGUAAAACGGAGCAAAUAAAAAACAGAACUUUGUUGCUGUCUUUUUUCACGGAUUUUCUUUAUUUUUGUUGAUUUGUGAUUUAGAAGGAGGUUUGGUAGAGAAGGAAGGUUUUAAAAAAAUAUAUAGAAUUUGAAGCUCAUGGCAGGAUGGUCAAUUUUGACAAAUGGUUCUGCUUUAGAUUGUGUUGAUGAUGUUAUUAAUAUAUUCAAGGGUGAUGGUGGUUGUUGUCUAGAUAGUAAUCAUCACGCGAAGGAUGCUGAGGCUAAGGAUUGCACUGCUGUUGAUAAUUCUGAUGAGGAUGAUUAUGAGUGUGAGGAUAAAGUAAUAUGCUUGUUUGAUGAACUCGUUUCAAAGUUUUUGAAUGAGGCCGCUGAAGGAGGGUGUAUUAGGCCUAUUCCAGCAUUGCUUGGUGAUGGGCAAUCUUUGGAUUUGUUCAGACUCUUUUGGGUUGUGAGAAAGAGAGGUGGCUUUGAUUUGGUAAACGGUUUUUGGAGCUUUGUGGCUAAAGAGUUAGGGUUAGAUCUUCAAUUUUCACCUACGGUUAAGUUGAUAUAUAUUAAGUACUUGUAUGAGUUGGAAAAAUGCAUGAGUAGGAGUUGUAAAGAGGAAAAAAUAAGAAAGGGGAAGCGUCAGUGUGAUGGGAAUCUGAGUUGUUCGUCAUUGGAGCUAGAGAUGCAGCUCAGAAGUUUAUUACUGCAUGGAUGUGAUAGAAAGCAAGAGGAUUGUAAAUUUGCUUCAGAAGUGUAUGAGAAAAAUGGCAGGUACGUUGAGAUGGAUUCUGGGAAGGGUAAAAUGGGUUUGUCAGACACCAAAGCUGUACAUCGAGUACACAAUGGUGUUGGAAAUAGGAAUUGUGAUUAUGACAAAAAUUUUCAUGCUGAAAAAAAUAAUUAUUUUAAUGAUAGUGAUGAUGAUGUUGUGACAUUGGAUCCGAGCAUUGUUAAGAAAGAAUUUAAUUCUCGCAAGAGAAAACGAGAAUCUCUAACAAGAAUGCUUAACUGGGUGAUCCAAAUUGCAAAAUGUCCCGAUGAUCCUUCCAUCGGAGUAAGAUCACCACAUUUUAAGUGGAAGGAUCAUAAAGGCAAUGAGUUGUGGCUCCAAGCCAUAAGGGCACGGGAAGCUCUCCUACAUAGAAGGCAUUGUGAUCCUAACAUUGAACAGUCACUCUUUCAGGUAUGCAAUAUGAACUUCCACGACAAUCGAAAGAUGCAUCCAUCCAUGUUUGAGGAUGUUAGUGUUCCAAGUGAACACUUUGCAGAGAGGUCAAGAUGCAGCAAGCGGCUCCCUGCUCUAGUGAAACAUCACGUACGCUCUUGUUGUAAUUCAUGUUCUGCCCCUCAAAGUAAAUCUACAAGUCCUCUUAAGACAGUGUGUGAGAAUGGCCUUAAGGAGCAAGAAUUUGCUGUUGAUUUAUCAUCCAAAAACGCAACAUUUGAUGGAUCUGGGGAUGGGCAUGUCCGUAGGCAUGUUGCUGUGGGCCCUCUCUUCCAAGCUGAAGUCCCUGAGUGGACUAGCGUGGUUUCCGAGAGUGAUUCUAAAUGGCUGGGCACACGAUUAUGGCCUUUGGAAUCUGAAAACCAUAAUGCUGUAUUUGUUAUGGAUCCAAUUGGAAAUGGAAGACCCAGUGUAUGUGGCUGUCAGCUUCCAGGUUCAGUUGGAUGUGUGAGAUUUCAUAUUGCCGAGAAAAGAAUUAAAUUGAAGCUUGAACUGGGUCAUUUGUUCUAUCAUUGGCAGUUUGAUCGCAUGGGUGAGGAAGUUUCACUUAGAUGGACCACCGAAGAAGAAAAGAGAUUCAAGGAUAUGGUCAAGUUUAACCUUUUAUCCGCAGGCAAAUGCUUCUGGGACAACAAACACAAAUAUUUUCCUAGAAAGACCAGGGAAGAAUUGGUAAGCUAUUACUUCAAUGCAUAUCUUGUUCGGCGCAGAAGUUAUAAGAACCGUGUAACUCCAAAAAAUACUGAUAGUGACGAUGAUGAAACAGAGUUUGGAUCUCUUAGUGAUGGUUAUGGCCAUGAAGCACUUGUGGUUCCAGGUGCCUAUAUGUUGAUAUGUUCUGAGAAUAAGCAAUGCACUGAUUUCAAAUAGACAUGAAUUUAGGUUCAGAACAGCUUCUCUUAUCUGAAAAUUGAAUCCCUUUAUUGUACUACCAAAGCAUAGCUCGAUGCUCCCAACGAUUUUGAUUGGACCGGGAGGUCGCAAGAGAGUAACUCAAUUUUGUGAAGAUCUUCUAUUGCAGUGGAGUCAGGUGGUGGAAACCCGGGGGAAAGAGAUUGCAUGAUGUGCUAAGAAUGCCCUCACGCUGCUCGCCGAGUAUCUCGAGUUAUUUACUUGUGCAUUAACAAUUUUAAGGAGCUGUGAGGCAGCAUUCUCUCCACCAUCAUCCCAUACCAGCUGCUAAUCUUCGAUGAAGGAAAUUUUAGGAGUGAAAGAAAGUUGCGGACAGUGGUGUUUCUUGGGGUUCAACUGGUACUUAAUUUUGUGUUCAAAAUGUUGUACAUGGCUGCAUGCUUGCUAUUGUGAAUUCUUUAAAAAUCUUCAUUGAGGGUUGUGGUGGACCUCGCGGAAGUUGUCUAAGCCACGGCCAUUUUCCCUCUCCUGCCUUGUGUUGCUUUCUGGAACCUUCCUCUUUCUAUAAUGUUAAAUGUUCAUGUAGGUACUUGUACUGCUUGCAGUUUGAAGAUGGAUGCUCAAAGAAAGUUGUACCA